Varanus komodoensis (Komodo dragon) is the source of this 663-nucleotide messenger RNA. It is a transcript of the gene GPX7, whose product is annotated as glutathione peroxidase 7. Gene Ontology annotation, molecular function: glutathione peroxidase activity. The coding region runs from base 7 to 507 and encodes 166 amino acids. Gene Ontology annotation, biological process: response to oxidative stress. The record is from RefSeq and is a predicted model, not a curated record. The transcript has 2 exons. Lineage: Eukaryota; Metazoa; Chordata; Lepidosauria; Squamata; Varanidae.
UGCAGUAUGUUAGACCCUGAGGGCAGUGCGGAGCACAAAGUUGAUCAUUGCUUCCCCAGAGUUUUCCUCCUCCUUUUAGCCAUGCUGAUCGUCCUAGGAGCAAUAAUCUUUUUGGCAUUCUCUGCCUCUGAGCAGAAAGAGGACGAUUUUUAUUCCUUUAAAGUGGUCAAUAUCAGGGGCAAGCUCGUCUCCCUGGACAAAUAUAGAGGCUCGGUAUCCUUAGUUGUCAAUGUGGCAAGUGAGUGUGGAUAUACUGACAGCCACUACAAAGCCCUGCAAAAACUGCAGAGAGAACUGGGCCCGUAUCAUUUCAAUGUGCUGGCAUUUCCUUGUAAUCAAUUUGAUCAGCAAGAGCCAAAUACUAAUAAAGAAAUUGAGACAUUUGCACGAAAAACCUAUCAAGUCACUUUCCCCAUGUUCAGCAAGGUCGCAGUCAAGGGCACUGGAGCACACCCAGCCUUCAAAUAUUUAACUGGUGAGUUCAACCAUCUUGUCGCUGGUUUUUAAUUGCUAUACUAUUGCUUUAAAUAGUAAAGAAUUUAAAACAACUGACAAUGCCAUUUCAGAUUUGGGAAUAGAUCGGUGUAGGAAGACUAGCAAUAUUCAGCAAGGUACAAAAGUAUAUUCAAGGUUUAUUAUGAAAAAGCUAUGCAUUUAAGGAAC